UGCAAAGCCUUCUUAUAAACAUUUCCCUUUGCACCUUACAUACUCUGCUUCCUCACAUUUCAGAAACUAACCCAAACAAAAUGGCCUUUACACUUCAUUACUUUCCCGCCAAAACAAUAACAGCCAUAACUACCAUCACCCAGUUCCCUGAAAACCCUAAAACCCUUAUCCUAAAACAAUGCAAAACUACCAAAGACUUAAAACAAAUCCACGCCCACUUAAUAAAAACCCGUCUCCUUUUCAACCCCACCACCACCGAGAACCUUCUGGAAUCUGCCGCCAUACUCACUCCCGCCAGCUCCAUGGACUAUGCACUGUCCAUUUUCCACAAAAUUAAAGAACCUGAUUCAUCAGCUUAUAACAUCAUGAUCAGGGCCUUCACACUGAAGCAGUACCCUCAAGAAGCCGUGAAUUUGUUCAAAAACAUGUAUGAAAACUCGGUACAACCUGAUCACUUCACUUUCUCUGGUACAUUAAAAGCUUGCUCCAGGUUAAGAGCAUUGAAAGAAGGUGAAGAGAUUCACGCCCAGAUUGUGAAAUCUGGGUUUGAGUUCAAUGAAUUAGUUUGUAAUACUUUGAUACAUAUGUAUGCUAAUUGUGGAAAAAUAAAGUUUGCGCGUAAGGUGUUUGAUGGAAUGUCUCCUAAGGAUGUUUUUACAUGGAAUUCAAUGUUGUCGGGGUAUGUUAAGAGUGAGUAUUGGAUGGAGACUGUAAAUUUAUUUAACGAAAUGCGUGAUUUGGGUGUUCGGUUUCAUGAGGUUACAUUGAUUAGUGUUUUGACGGCUUGUGGAAGACUAGGUGAUAUCGAAUUAGGAGAGUGGAUUAGUGAGUAUAUAGAAUUAAAUGGGCUUAAAGGGAGUGUUAAUUUAGUGACAUCAGUUGUUGAUAUGUACGCAAAAUGUGGUUAUGUUGCCAAAGCCAGGAGAUUGUUUGAUCAGAUGGAUAGGAGAGAUGUUGUUGCAUGGAGUGCCAUGAUUUCCGGAUAUAGCCAAGCAAGGCAAUGCAAGGAGGCACUUGAUGUUUUUCAUGAUAUGCAAAUUGCAAAUGUGGAGCCUAACGAGGUUACUAUGGUCAGUGUACUUUCUUGCUGUGCUGUUCUUGGAGCUGUAGAAACUGGUAAAUGGGUUCACCUUUAUGUAAAGAAGAAAAAAAUGGAGCUUACUGUUACCCUUGGAACUGCGCUAAUUGAUUUUUAUGCAAAGAGUGGGCUUAUAGAGGACGCGAUUGAAAUGUUUAAGCAGAUGCCUGUGGAGAACGUCUUCACCUGGACUGUGCUAAUUCAAGGCCUUGCUAAUAAUGGACAAGGAAUAAGGGCUCUUGAGUUUUACCAUUUGAUGCGAGAAAAGAAUAUUGAGCCAAAUGAUGUGACUUUCAUUGCCGUUCUUUCUGCUUGUUGUCAUGUGGGAAUGGUUGAUGAGGGUCGGGGAUUUUUUGUCAGUAUGAGCAGAGACUUGGGUAUUGAACCAAGGAUGGAACACUAUGGUUGCAUGGUAGACAUUCUUGGUCGAGCUGGGAUGAUUGAAGAGGCAUAUCAGUUCAUAAAGAACAUGCCCAUCCAACCCAAUGCUGUCAUAUGGAGAACAUUGUUGGCUUCAUGCAGAGUUCAUAAAAAUGUUGAAGUUGGAGAGCAAUCAUUGAAGAAACUAGUUCUAUUGGAACCCAUGCAUAGUGGAGAUUACAUACUUCUAUCCAAUAUUUAUGCAUCAGUGGGUAGAUGGGAGGACGCGAUGAGGGUAAGGAAUGAGAUGAGAGAGAAGGGAAUAAAGAAGACACCUGGUUGUAGCUUGAUUGAAUUGGACGGAGAGAUUUAUGAAUUCUUUGCUGAAGAUAAUGUGUGUUCACAUUCUAAGGAGAUAUAUAAAGCAGCUGAAAACAUGAUCAAAAAGAUAAAAUCAGCUGGCUACAUACCCAACAAGGCAGAUGCAAGACUAGAUGCUGAAGAAGACGACAAGGAAGCUGCAGUAGCUCACCAUAGUGAGAAAUUGGCUAUUGCCUUCGGUCUUAUCAAAACUCCUCCGGGAACUACAAUCAGAAUUUCGAAGAAUCUUCGAGUGUGUACAGAUUGCCACAAUGCAACAAAGAUAAUAUCAAAGGUAUUUAAUAGAGAAAUUAUAGUUAGGGAUCGGAAUCGAUUUCAUCAUUUUAAAGAGGGAUUUUGUUCCUGCAAUGACUACUGGUAAAUGCACAUUCUAGUUAUGUCAGUAAACCAUGCAUAUUUAGUUUAGCCCUCUGAUAUGAGAAUAAUAUAUUUUUAGUAGACGACAUAGACAAAGUGAGCUGCACAAUCUCAAGUCUGAGCAUGUGUUGAUACAUUUUCAGAUGCUCAAUUCCGUAAAUAAUAAGCAGUAUAUUUUUGUAGACAUUAAAAAGAUUAUCAAUGCAGCAAUAGUACUG
Messenger RNA from Pistacia vera, 2394 nucleotides. RefSeq names its product pentatricopeptide repeat-containing protein At1g08070, chloroplastic-like. Gene Ontology annotation, molecular function: RNA binding; protein binding; zinc ion binding. NCBI's taxonomy places the organism in Eukaryota, Viridiplantae, Streptophyta, Magnoliopsida, Sapindales, Anacardiaceae. The transcript has a single exon. The record is from RefSeq and is a predicted model, not a curated record. Gene Ontology annotation, biological process: RNA modification. The coding region runs from base 81 to 2180 and encodes 699 amino acids.